Molecule: messenger RNA, 447 nt
Organism: Callithrix jacchus (white-tufted-ear marmoset)
Lineage: Eukaryota; Metazoa; Chordata; Mammalia; Primates; Cebidae
Product: secretoglobin family 1D member 4
Source: RefSeq, a predicted model, not a curated record
UACCUAGGCUCCUGGAGUCUAAUCCAAAUCACUCAUUGUGAAAGCUGAGCUCACAGCAGAAUAAGCCACCAUGAGGCUGACAGUGUGUCUCCUGCUGGUCAUGCUGAGCCUUUGCUGCUACCAGGCCAAUGCUAUAGUCUGCCCAGCUGUUAUUUCUGAUAUCACAAGCUUCUUAUUCUUAAAUGACAAUUUAGUAAAGCUGGAAGUUGGCAAAUAUAAUCCACCUCCGGAAGCUGUUGCAGCCAAGUUGAAAAUAAAGAAAUGCACGGAUCAGAUAUCUCCUGGGAAGCGAGUGCUCCUUGAAGGAGUCCUGGCGAGCAUAGUGAUAGAAUGUGGCAUAUAAAAAUACUCAACCUGGUUUCCACGAUCUUUCAAUGAUACCCUGAUCUUCACUAAAAAAUGUAAAGGUUUCAACAUCUUGCUUUAAUAAAUCACUUGCCCUGCACA